CUUCUUCCGAGUUCUCAAUCCGGCGAUCCGUCUCAUUUGAAACCCUAGUUUUCGUAUUCUUUGAUUCCGAUCCGUGCAUUCCCAAGCAGAAAAAGAAAGAUGGCCACAGAGAGAUGGAAAGUCGACCACCUCGUCGUUUCUGCGAUGAAAGCGGCCGACGCGGUCAAGACGAAGGACAACCUCAGGAGAUGCAUCGAAGCUCUUACAUGUCUCAAGGGUCUGUCUCUCUCCUCCGAAGAUCUUCGAGAAUCGGCAUCCUUGCAAAAGCUGGAGAGACUCAGAGAUCAUCCAAACCCUAAGAUACGAACUGAGGUCCGAGACUUGUUCUCUUCUUUGAUGAGAAUUCUCUACGCCAAACCUCUUCCCGCCACCAAUUCUCCUCAAGUUUCUCCAAGUCCGACAUGUUCCGUCUCGAAGAGGGUUUCUUCGGAUGAUCACAGUAGAGAGAGAUGCGACACGUCGAAGAAGAAUGAAACCCAACUCUUGGAGAUGUUUCAGGCGGCGAAGGCAGCGGCGGAUGCGGCCAACGUGAAGGGCAUUCUCUUGGGCAAGUCCGAGGCCACUCGCUGCGUUGACCUCUUGUCCAAGCUCAUGUACUUUACCGUCACUCGGAAAGUUCUUGAAGAAAACCGCAUCCAAGAGAGGCUUGAGAAUCUCACCAAGCACAAGAACCGAAACAUCUGCUCUUCCGCAUCUCUACUGAUUCAGCAUUGGACCGAGAAUACUAUCAAGAAUCAAGAAUGCCACCAAGAUUCUGUCACCAAGUUGACUCGCGAUUCUCUGCUGAGAUGUCUCUACGCGAGCGGGAGAAGGACCGCUCCUCCCAAAGCUGUUCCGAAGAGGCCUCUCCAGAAGAAGGUGCCACCGAAUGACCCUCACCCUCCUAAAGUUUCUGCAAUCCCGAGGCUUCCCAUCCCGAAAAGGGUCAAGACCAACGAGGAGAAGAGGUCGAUGACGCAGGCUGAUAUACUGAAGAAGGCAAUCGAGUUGUCGGAGUUGUUUGAAGCAGCCAAGAAAGCAGCAGAUGCAGCCAACACGAAGGGCAUUCUCUUGGGCCGAUCAGAUUCUUCUAGCUGCGUUGAUUUUUUAUCAAGGCUCAAGACCAUUCCUGUCAAUUGGGAAGUUAUAGAGGCCCAUGGAAUGGAACGGAGACUGGAGCACCUCACCAAGCACAAGGACCGGAAGAUUUGCUCUUCUGCCACUGCCCUUCUUCAACACUGGAGGCAGAGUUCCGGACGUCAAGAACGCCGAGUUUCUACCACCAAGAUGAGCUCCUACAGCCCCAAUUUCGUUGAGGUGGUCUAGUCGGAACCAGCAAACACACCAAAGUCAGCUGUUUCAAAGAGCUCUUUUACUUCUGUUGGUUCUAUUCAUGAUAAACUUCAUACUCAUUUUUUGUUUGCGAGAGAUAAUCUGUACAGAACAUUCUUCAAAUGUCAAUAUAUAAUGGAUUUACUCUUUCCAAGCUACAUUCAACUGUUUGUUUUACAUGUCUUCCUUUCGAAGGAUUUAAAACAUCUUUGAACCUUUUAUAGUGCAAAACGCAGCAAAAAGAAAGAUUUAAAAUAUCAGCAAAACAUAACAAGGAGAAGGACACCCAAGGAUUUCAAUGAUGAACGACCCCGUAGUGUUGCAGAUCAUUUGAUGAGUCCUCCUAUCAUUCUUCCAUCAGAGAAUUGCGAAUCAUCUGCAACCAGGAUAUUGCGUAAA
Tarenaya hassleriana is the source of this 1710-nucleotide messenger RNA. RefSeq lists its product as uncharacterized. The transcript has a single exon. Gene Ontology annotation, cellular component: nucleus. The record is from RefSeq and is a predicted model, not a curated record. NCBI's taxonomy places the organism in Eukaryota, Viridiplantae, Streptophyta, Magnoliopsida, Brassicales, Cleomaceae. Bases 100 to 1305 code for a protein of 401 amino acids.